AUGGGCUUUCCGCCGGGGUAUAGGGUUCGCAGCCGAGGACAGAAGGGACAAAAGCCCACGAGAAAAACGCCGCUGAAAGGUUCUACGCCGAUAAGACGACGAAUGUUCAGCGGAUCACUGUCGUUCAAUAUGAGCCUUGACGCUUUUCACAAUACAACAUUACAUAUCGGUGACGUGGUAUCUUUCUACACAGAAGAUCGUUCACGGCUCAAUGAAGAGGGCUUCGAGAGCCUAUCGUCGAUGAAUAGUGGAUUUUUGUCCACUUUGGGGUAA
This is a messenger RNA of Enterobius vermicularis (human pinworm), 273 nucleotides long. The record is from the annotation of a GenBank genome assembly. Lineage: Eukaryota; Metazoa; Nematoda; Chromadorea; Rhabditida; Oxyuridae.